Molecule: messenger RNA, 1562 nt
Organism: Nicotiana tabacum (common tobacco)
Lineage: Eukaryota; Viridiplantae; Streptophyta; Magnoliopsida; Solanales; Solanaceae
Source: RefSeq, a predicted model, not a curated record
UCUAAGAAUAAAUUUUUUUAAACAUGUGGUUAUUCCAUGAAACAAGAGAUGAGAUAAUUAAGCCGGUCAUAUUGGCCACAAUUAACCGUAUUUUUCUGAAUACUAUUUUGACAAAAAGAAAAGUAACUAAAAAUUAUCAUUCUCAUAAAGAAAAAAAGAAAGAAAAAGAAACAAAUUGCAGUUCAGGAGAGGGUGUUCAUCACAGAAUAAGAGUCUUCAAAAAUUUAAUAUUACUAAAGUGAUGGAUAGGUAUCAGAAAGUGCAGAAGCCAAGAGUUGAGACUUCUAUAAAGGAGAAUGAGAUUAGAAUAACAACUCAAGGGAGAUUGAGGAACUACAUUACUUAUGCUACUACUCUUCUCCAGGAAAAAAUGUAAAGAAAUUGCUCUCAAAUCUUAGUAACACAGUAAUGAUCGCGGAACUAAUAAAGGUGCGCGCGGCAGAUUGUAGCAUGUUUAUGUCCUUUUACUGCAUUCUUUGAAAAUUGUCUUUUAAUACAAUACAUCUCCUCUCUGUUUCCAAGCUCAAUAUAUAUAAAGCAUUUAACAAGAUAAUUAUCUUUACGUAUAUAUAUAUCAGAGAAAGAUGGUUGGCCUUCAUCACUGAUCGAUAUGUGGGAACCUUUAGAAGAAGGACUUCUUCCGCAAGUUGCAUCUUCUGUCCAUGAAAUAUUUUUCAGGUUGUUUGACAAUUUGCUCAAUUUUCUGCAGCCUCGAGACUACUCAAUAUGAGCACUGCAUUUAGUACCCUUCCUUUUCUUGAAUUGGUUAGCUCACUUAGCUUGUGAUCAAUCAAUGCUUUUUCGAAAUGCCAUACUAGUCAAAAUGCUAUUUUUUUCAGGUUAUGGCUUAAAGGCGCAUGAAUUAUUUCAAAAGUUUGUAGAAUUUUGCAGGUACCAACCACCUAUUCCAGCAGAUCAAGUAAGACCAGUGAUUGAAUAUGACUAUGCAGGAGGACGUUUUAACAAUGGCGUGCCCGGAUAUGGUGGAGGGCGUGGAUAUAAUGGGAGAGGCCGAAAUGGAGGAAGAGGUCGUGGUGCUUAUCGUGGACGUGGUAACAACUAUGUUGGACUAGCUGGUUCAAUGCCCAUUCAGGGCCAGGGCCGAGGCCAAGGACUAGGAUGGAGUAGAGGUCGUGGUCAGGGUAUUAAAUCAAAUGGUCCUCUCCAGGCACCAGCUGCCUAUGUCUGAAUUUAGGUAUAGGAUGUUUUUGAUGUCUACUUUGCUUGAAAAUUUCUUACUUUAAAGACACAACGCAAGGACAUUAGAUAAACUUUAGUCAUGGAUAUAUAUAGGGUUUGUGCAAAAGUUAUUGAGUUAUCCUGCGAACCCCGUAGCUUAUCCUCUAGAUUUACCAAUGACUUUCAGGGCUACUGCACGAGUCAAAACUGCUUUUGUAGUUUCACCAACUUAUACUCUAGAUCGCCACUGACUUUCCUGACCAUUGCGCGAGUCAGAACUACUUUUGUAGUGUUCAACAAUUCCUUACUAUUCAAAUUGCUAUUGCGAAAUCCACCUCUAUCUGAUGAGACUUUGUUCUCUCAUCGCAUCCAUCGUUAUUACU